CUCAGGCUCGCUAAGCCCGCCGCCGCCACUGAUUGCGCCCGUGCUCUGCGUCGGUAGUUGAGUCGUGUGCGCUUCUCGCGCUUCUCGGAGUAACCACCGAUCACGACCCCUCAGUCAUCACGCGUAUCGUUCGCAAAUCGUAAAAAUAGCUCAACUGUAGAUAGAACGUGCGUGAAAUACAAGUGCAAGUGUAAUGCCGAACUAAUUAAAUUGUUAUGUGCGAAUGAAACGCGAGCGACGAAAAGUGUUUAGUUUUUGUUUUCUGCGUGCGUGUUGCUAAAAGUUUUCCACUUGCGCGCGUGAACCCGACGCGAGUUCACAGCCGCCGUUUUCACUUUGGCAUUGAUUUUGAAUUGAUAAAAAUAACGACGCAAGGGACAUCGGCGACGAUGACGCGCGAAUGAACGCGGAAAUAAAUGAAUUUCAGCGAGACAAUCGCGGCGCGAGAAGGAAGUAAAAUGUUGCAAUAAAUUUCGAAUUAUUUUCGUUUCGUUGUUAUUCUGUGCGUGACCGCUACAUCGGCCCAAUCGUCCUUACAUAAGGAUGAGCGGAUAUCGCAGCUAUGUGCCGUGGAAUAAAAGCUCGUCAUCCAGCGGUGGUGCACCGGCCGCGUCGACGUCGGCGAGUAAUUAUGCGCACAAAAAGGACAACACAACUACAGCCAACAAGUAUGAAUCCACAUACUCCAAGUCGCGGCCCGAUGCCAAAACCAAGCCAGCCAGCGACAAAUCGCCGACGGCGUCGUCGUCCAGCAGCGCGGCAUCGCCGUUGGAAACUAAAUACAGUACUAAAACCACAGCGACUGCGACUUCGACGUACACCGCCAGCGAACCGAGCUAUCAGCGAUUAUAUGAUUCAACAAGAAGUGACUUGACCAACCGAGUGAAGUCACCGGUUGAGAAGAAAGAAAACCAUCCACCAGUGUCUUACCGUCCGAUAAUACGAACACCAGGGACAAGAUCCCGUGAUCCUAGCCCUGUUUUGGACCGUGAAAAACCUUCAACUGACAGUAGUUAUAAUUUCAAUCGACUUUACCCGCGACCUUAUACUGGGGCAAGAUCUAUGAGUCGUGAACGCACGGAUUCGGUAUCAUCUACCAGCUCAACCACGAUUCCCAAAUAUACUGGACGAUCCUCCUUGAAUAAAGAUGAUUAUUCGCCAAAAUCAUAUCUUGGACGUACAUCCAGAAAUUCCUCUAGAGAAGAUUUAUCUUUGGCUAAGUAUAAACCACCGGAAACCAAACAGGAUCUUCUGACAUCUAGAUUUAAGUCUAAAGAGGACUUAAGUACCAAGUACAAAUCUCCGACAAGCUCAACUACGUCUUCUACGUCUUCCGCCAGAGAAUUGGGAAAGUACCAAACACCUUCCCGUGCUCCUUCAAGAGAAGACCUAUCUUCUAAAGGACCUCAAAAGUUCAUCACAAGUAGAUUUUUACCUAAAAAUUCUAUAGAGAAAAGUCACACUGCCUAUCUUAGAACUUCAACUGCCAGAACUAGUGAGGUGAGCAGAAAGAAUCGGGAGCUCUUAAAUGCUCUGAGUGCAAGUGCCCAUAGUGACAAAUCUACAUCUGCUAGUAGUAGAUCUGUUAGCAGGUGUUCCUCGGUUGCUCCUGAAGAAAUUAAACCGAAAAUUACACCUGUGAAAAUUGAACCACCAAAGGUACAGCCUCAAACUAAAAAGUAUGAAAUUGAAACAGUAUCCGUGGUUACAAGAAGCACUUCCCCAAAUCCUCCAAGUCAAUCUUCAUACUUGAGAACCAGAAGGUCUGACUUGGCCAGAAUUAUAGAAAAACAAAUUAGUCGACCCAAAGAUCGAGGUGAAAUGGUAGACAAGUCAAUUCAAUCAGACAGAAUGGAUGAUACCACUAAAUCAUCGAGAUUUUCUGGUGCGUCUAGAAUAAGUGCUGCACCGUGGUCAUCAUUUUUAGAUUUGAAAUACUCCAGUCCCAAUACUUCCAGUAGUGAAAUGCCCAAUACUGAAGCAACUGAUUAUAAAAAAGAUACGAAAGUGAUCUCCAGAAAUAACUCAUCAAAAUGUAUUAGUAGAUCAUCGUCUAAAUCGGAUUUACGUAGGAGUCGAUCAACUUCUUCACAAAGUGACUCUAGUCAAGCAAGCCCAAGUCCCAAAUCUAAGGCAACACCACCAAAAACUGUAAAGUUACCUCCAAGUGAGAAAACUGACGGGCCAUCUAUGCUACAUUCUCUAAAUACUCCAAAUAAAGAUUUCCGCAAGUCAGUAUUAAAUAUGAAUCCGGAAAAGUUGACCAAACGUAGUAAUAGUGUAACUUCCGAUUCGGAUGCCGCCGAGGAUCAAAAAUCAAAGUUACCACAGCGCGUUACAAGUAGUGCUGAACGUGGUAGAAGAUCUGAAAGUUCUUCCUCUGAAAGAUCAUCCAGUUCAAAAAGUUCUGAUGAUGAAACAAAACUUCAUUCUAUAAGAUUAGUAAGCCCAGAUGCUACAUCUGCUAUAUUAUCAUCUGCAGAUGAGUUAUCUUUAGAUAAACCUAAGAUAAAAGUCAAAGGUGAGAAAGAUCACGAAGCUAAAUCUUUUCUCAUGCGUGCUCUGGCUCCAGUUACAAACUUCUUCAAAGUUAAAGGAAAUGAUGCCCAUGAAGGAAAAUCUCAUGAAAGUUCCGAUAGAACUUCUAAAAACAUUCCCGAUCUGGUAUUCUCUAAUACUUCAACCAAUUCUGAAGAAAAACGUCCCAUUUUACGACAAAUCAAAGCAGAAGAUCGCACAUGGUGGUUUGAAGAUUCAGGUGAAGAAACAUCGUCACCGAAUGGCAGCAAAUUAAAAAUUCUACGUCAAGUAGAAUCUGGUGAAUUGGCUUGGUGGCUCGAUGAUAAAUCUGAAGUCCCACAAGGAGUUGAAGUUAUACCAGCUACUAGUUUUGGUGAAGACGGCGUAACAGAAGACGGACGUUUGAUAUAUAAACUACGAAAUGAUUCAGAAGAUCACUCCUGGUUUCUGGAUUCUAGUUCAGACGCAACAGAUAAGAAUAUUUCGGACAUUCCGCGUAGUCUUUCCGAUGAACAUGAACACCGUUCAUUGAAAUUAAUCCAACAAGUAGAUUCAAAAGAAAAAAGUUGGUGGUUAGAAGAUGACCCCAAGAGUAAUUCUGCAAGUAAUUCUAGUAAACCAAAAGUGCACAGAAUUCAACAUGUUCAAUCAGGUGAACGUGCAUGGUGGUUGGAUGAUAGUAUUGAAGUCCCUGAUGGUGUUAUGGUGUACCCUGCCACCAGUACUGAUGAAAAAGGUGUAAUGAAAAAUGGCAAGAUAAUUUAUAAACUGAGAAAAACCGAAUCUACUGAAUUAGAGUGGUGGUUAAGCAGUGAUUCAUAUAAAUCAAGUUCUUACAGUGCCCCACACUCAAACCAAUCAAAACAAAAUGGUUCCUUGGAUGCUUUAGAACCAGAAUUUCUACAAAAAUAUAAAAUACGUCAUAUUGACUCCGGGGAAAGAGCUUGGUGGAUGUGUAGUAAUGAAAAUAUUAACGAAGCGGGCAAUCAUAAUUGGAAAACAACUCCAGCCGAUGAUGGUAAUGACGAAUUUGAUCCAGGCGAGGUACCACUUGGUGAUAGAGCAAGCCCUGAAGGUUUAGAAACACCUAGAGAAGAUAACGAAGCAGGAAGAAUGAGUCCCUACGACAAUGUGCCCUGUUCAAAUAGUUAUAGUACAAAACAAAAACGAAGAAAUUCUAAAGCUGGAAUGUUUAUAUCAAAACAUACAAAUAUUGAUGAUAUUCUCGGAGGGUCUUCACAACUAAUGAGUCCACUUAUUGAUAGAAUAUUCAACUAUCAAACUUCUUCAAGUACAGAAUGUGAUGAAAUCGAUGCAAGUCAAGUGAAAAUUCACGAAGGUCUUCCAAAGAAAAAUAUCACACAUAAAACUGAUGGACGGUAUGCCACAUCAAAGGACUAUAAUUCUCGGUUGGACGAUGCCGCGCUACAGCUGUAUAAAGAUGGCGACUAUGGCUCCUAUCUGGAUCUGGACGCCUCGAUCAGCGAGCAGCAGGAGGAAUUCGAAGGCUUUCACACGAACAAAAAGAACUCGAUCGUGCUUCGAACCCAAUUGUCGGUACGAGUGCAUACGAUAAUCGAAAAACUUCUAAAUUCUGAGGGUAGAGAAUUGCGGCGCGCGUUAUUCUCGCUCAAGCAAAUCUUUCAAGAGGAUAAAGAUCUGGUACACGAGUUCGUUCAGAACGAUGGACUCGCCUGCCUCAUCAAAGUCGGCUCCGAGGCUGAUCAGAACUAUCAGAAUUACAUUCUGCGUGCGUUGGGUCAGGUCAUGCUCUACGUUGACGGUAUGAACGGAGUAAUGGAACACAACGAAACCGUCCAAUGGUUAUACACACUCAUCUCUUCGAAGUUUCGCCUCGUCGUUAAAACCGCACUCAAAUUGUUGCUCGUUUUCGUCGAGUACACCGAUAACAAUUGCAUGUUGUUAAUUCGUGCGGUGCACACUGUCGAUUCGGCGCAGGGAUUAUUAGCGUGGAAUAACAUAAUGACCCGUCUCAAAGACUUCGACUCGGCCGAUACUGAACUGUUAAUUUAUGCAACCACUUUGAUCAACAAGUGUUUGAAUGGUGUCCCGGAUCAGGACACGUAUUAUGACCAAACCGAUGCGUUGGAAGAACAAGGCAUCGAAAAUAUUAUUCAGAGAUACAUGUCGAAACCCGGAACAGAUUUGGAUCUGUUGCAACAGUUUCAGAUUUACGAGGCGGUUUUGCAAUAUGAAGAUGGUGAAGAUAAAACAACUUCCAUUAAACACCUAGACGAAACUAUUAGGAAAACCCUUAGAAGUCGCAAGUCUUUAGUGGAUUCAUCAGAGAGAAGAAAAAGUCGACGACAUUCAACUGGUAACACUCCUUUGCAUCAUCAAAAGAAACCUUUGAAGGAGAUUAAUGUUGAUGAUGACGAUGACGAGUCGUCUUCAAGUUCGCAAUCCUCAAAUGGCAUGAAUCAUAACGCCCUUAAUGGAUCAUAUAAAGAUCCUCAUAAAGUGAACGACGCUGGGGUAACACCUGCUCUACGCAGACGUCUUGAACGAGCUGAACGUCAACGAAGUUUCCUCAAAGAGCAGCAAGAAAAUGCUAGGCUUAUCAGCGGUGUUAUUAACAAAGCAGAUGAAAUUAACUCCAAUGGCAAUUACACCAACGGUCUUCAACAACGUCUUUCCAAUGGUAAUAGUGUUCUAAAUAGAAAUUCACGAAAAGAUCUGACUCCGUUUAUGAACGCUGUUAAUAAACUGGAUACUGAAGAAUCUGCGUUGACUAAACAACCAUGGAUCAUGUACGAAAAGGAGCGUGAUAGUUGCGAAGACACGAACGGCAACGAAUCUGUCCCGAACAACAACGAAAACGAGCGUAACUUUGUGUUGUUGAAAUUGAAGAAAGAAAACACCGUCAAGGAUUUAACACAAAAGCUCGUUAACCAGAAUAUUAUCCUUCAUAGUCCACCAGCUGAGGAUAACAAACUCUCUUGUAUGGAAGGCAUGACUGGUCUGAUAAACAAAGCCAAAGAGGGAUUGGCCAAAUCCAAAUCCCAAUCUGUUGUGAAGAGUCCUACGAAUGAAACAGCAACUCCCAUUGGUACUCCAAAACCUGCUGAAGUGAAGAAAUCCGAAAAUGAGUUACGUUGGGAGGAAUUAAUCGCCAAUAUUAACCGACCACUGAAUUUAUGCGAUAUUGACUUCACUGAUUUAGCAGAAGAUGAUGAAACUGAUAUAUUGGCACCGGUUCAUGUGGCUAAUGGGGUACCACCACCCCCACCACCAAUUGAUUUAUGUGGUAAUGCGCCUCCACCACCACCACGAGUUUGCAUACCACCUCCAGUACCGAAUGCUCCAAUGUAUAAUAUGAGAUCUAAACAAAGUGAGACAAAAAUUCCUAUCAAAAAGAACAAGAAGACCGUGAAGCUAUUUUGGCGUGAGGUGCGUGAAGAUCCAGUAUCAACGAUGAAGCUAAAAACAGGUUACAUCUGGGAUGAGCUGAAUCCUGUCGCGGUGGACACUCAGAAGUUGGAGCAUUUGUUCGAAUCUAGAGCCAAAGACUUGAUUAGCAAGAAACAACAAGAGAUUAACAAGAACAAAGAGAUAAUAGUGCUCGAUCCGAAGCGGUCCAACGCAAUCAACAUUGGUAUGACUAAAUUGCCUCCACCACGGUCCAUCAAAACCGCCAUUUUGAAAAUGGACGCCACAAUUAUGAAUCGCGAAGGCAUCGAAAAACUACUUACAAUGUUGCCAACUGAUGAGGAACGCACUAAAAUUCAGGAAGCCCAAACCGUCAAUCCGGAAAUUCCUUUGGGAAGCGCCGAACAAUUUCUGCUUACCUUAUCAUCGAUUUCCGAACUUCCGGCUAGAUUGAAGUUGUGGGCAUUCAAAUUGGAUUUUGAAAACAUCGAACGUGAAAUUGCUGAGCCAUUGAUGGACCUCAAGCAAGGUUUUGAAAUAUUACGAGCGAAUAAGACCUUCAGAGCUAUUCUGGGAACAUUGCUCUCAAUAGGCAAUUUUUUGAACGGCAACGAAGUGAAGGGUUUUCAAAUCGAGUAUUUGUCGAAGGUACCUGAAGUCAAGGACACGGUGCACAAGCAUUCACUGCUGCACCAUUUGUGUCACAUCGUAAUGGAGAAGUUUCCGGAUGCCAGCGAUCUUUAUUCAGAGAUUGGUGCAACAACGAGAGCUUCGAAAAUAGACUACGAUGAGUUGACGCAAAAUAUUCACAAACUCGAGGCAGACUGUAAGGCCUCUUGGGAUCACUUGAAGCUGAUAGCGAAACACGAUGGUUUGACGAUGAAAACGAAGAUGUCGGAAUUCCUGGCCGACUGCGCAGAGCGCAUCAUUCUUUUGGGCAUUAUACAUCGACGAGUUCUCAACAGGUUUCAUCGAUUUUUGCUUUGGCUCGGGAUUCCAUUAAGCCAGAUCUCCGAUACGAAGCCGAGUGAGUUCUGUCGCAUUGUCUCCGAAUUCGCUCUGGAGUAUCGCACCACGCGCGAACGCGUCCUGCAGCAGUUGGAGAAGAAGGCGAAUCACAGAGAGAGAAACAAGACACGUGGAAAAAUGAUCACAGAGACUCCAAAGUUCAGAUCCAAAGAGGACAAAGCAGAUGCCGAACUACGACAGUUGUUGGGUAGUGACUAUUCGGACAUGGAGAGUCUCCAAGGCACGCUGCCAUUGCGUCGACACAAAAAAGAUGCGAACCGCUCGUUCAUGGGCACGCUCAAUGGGCAUUUAACAGACGGCGACGACGAGAUACUUGAGAGUUUGGUCAAAACCGCAACAAAGACACCGUCAACGAGAACAGCGCCUAGGGAAAGAAAACGCACGCGGCACGCGGAUAGAAAAUCUCUUAAACGAUCGAGAACGAGAGAGAAUCCUUUCGGUCAUCGCGAUUCUCCUUAAAUACGAAAUGCUGUGCGGCGUACGUUGAAGAACGGCCUGACCGAAGAGGAGAAGAAGCACCUGUCCGCGUAUAUCAAAGGCUACUCUUUUGCUGGAUGAUCAACGGCAACACUCACUUAUUAAUUAAUAAUUUGUUCUUGUUACUAGAUACUUAUCAAUUUCACUACUCUAUCACAACCGAAGUGCGCGCAGCAACCUCACCGACGCGGGUAAACGCGCGAAAGUAUGACACGUGCGCGCGCGCAUUGUGUGUUAACUCGAGAUGAAUUGGUACCCCUGCGUGCACUUCGGAGGUUUUCGUUAAAUAAUUUAUUAUGAUAAUGUGAUACGAACCAAUGCUAUUGUACGAGCAAACUGCGUUUUUCUUUAUACUAUUUUAUUGCCUAAGAUGUCUCGACUACUUACAACCUAUCUAGGUAUAGUGUUUGUUUAUAUUUUCGGCGGUUGUACACUAAAAAUUAAUAAUAUUGAUAUGAAUGUGACUAGUUUCACUUCCGAAUAGAAUAAACAUUACUGUUGUUACUGA
Molecule: messenger RNA, 7924 nt
Organism: Dalotia coriaria
Lineage: Eukaryota; Metazoa; Arthropoda; Insecta; Coleoptera; Staphylinidae
Gene: Fhos
Product: Formin homology 2 domain containing
Exons: 15
Coding region: 544-7398 (2284 amino acids)
Biological process (GO): cortical actin cytoskeleton organization
Cellular component (GO): cytoskeleton; cytoplasm
Molecular function (GO): actin filament binding
Source: RefSeq, a predicted model, not a curated record